Molecule: messenger RNA, 1059 nt
Organism: Triticum turgidum subsp. durum (durum wheat)
Lineage: Eukaryota; Viridiplantae; Streptophyta; Magnoliopsida; Poales; Poaceae
Source: the annotation of a GenBank genome assembly
AUGCUGAGCACCACGGCGCACCACAGCAGCAGGCAGACGCAUGCUUUCGAGAAGAGCCCGAGCCGCAGCCGCCACGGCUCGGCCAGGAAGAACGGCAGCAUAGACAGGAAGCUGCAGCUGCAGGCGAUGAGCCACGCGAGCAAGUACCUGCAGCGGAUGCUUGUGUGCCCGCCGGGGCUGGGCGGCGGCGUCCGGCGGAGCGGCUCCGGCCUCUCCCUGUCGUCGCUGUCGCUGUCGCAGAACUCGAGCGACUCGUCGCUGAGCAGCUCCAACUCCAGCAGCUGGGAGCCCAAGGUGCCGCUCAUCUACGGCGGCACUUUCAGCCCGUGGGGCGACGUGCUCGUGUCCCUGGAGAAGAGGAGGGGAGACGACUGCGACGACGACGACGACAAGGUGAGCGGCCGUGAUGCGGAGGAGGAGGAGGAUUUUGAUUGCAGUGAGCCCGGGGGCCUGCACAGAUGCAGCUGGAUCACCAAGAACAGUGAUGAGGCGUAUAUCCAGUUCCACGACGAAUCCUGGGGCGUUCCAGUCUACAGCGACGACCGCCUGUUUGAGCUGCUCACCCUGUCAGGGAUGCUCAUAGACCACAACUGGACAGAGAUACUCAAGAGGAGGGACAUGUACAUGGAAGCAUUUGUGGGCUUCGACCCCAAUGUGGUGGCGAAGAUGAACGAGGAUGACAUCGCCGUGAUCAGCGCCAAUAAGGAGCUCAAGCUAGCGGAGUGCAGGGUGCGGUGCAUCGUCGAGAACGCUAAGUGCAUAAGAAAGGUGGCGAAGGAGUUUGGGUCUUUCAGCGGGUACAUCUGGGGGCACAUGAACCACCGGCCUAUGGUAGGUAAAUACAAGCACCACAAGUACAUCCCGCUCCGAACACCCAAGUCAGAAGGGAUGAGCAAGGACCUAAUCCGGCGGGGGUUCCGGCUCGUUGGUCCUGUCAUAGUCUACUCCUUCAUGCAAGCCUCUGGCAUGGUCAUCGAUCACCUCGUCGGCUGCUUUCGGUUCUCUGAGUGUGUCCGCCUUGCUGAGCAGUCUUGGGGUAUCUCAAAUGUCGCCACGUAG